AUCUUUUCUCAUUUCCCUUCUCAAUACCCCAAAACCGAAAUCCCCAUUUCUUAGCAGAGGUUCAUUUGGGUUUCCCCAAAUCCCCAUUUUUCUCAUUUCCCGAAAUCCCUAACUCAUUUCCCCCCAAAUUAUUCUGCUGCCUCAUGUACGCCGGCUGGAUGCUUACCCCGCCUGUGAAGGUUCUCCCCCCUUUAUCUCUCUAACUUUGCUCUCUCAGGUGUGUCUUCUCCAUCUCUCUCUCUUUGGUUCUUCUCCUCUAUGGACAACAUCUCACCAUCUCUCUUUCUCAAUUUUUUUUUGGGCUCACCGAGUAUGUGUGUGAAUCUCCUCUAUUAUUUCGGUUAUAUAUAUAUAUAUGAUCAAAACUUCUCCUUCGACCCUCUUUCAGCAGAUUUGUGUUUUUCUUGGGCUCUCAAUCUCUACCUCUCUGACUGUUCUCUUUUGCUCAUAGAACAUUUUGAAGUGGUACAAUCCGGUAUGAGAACCAAGAAUUUCAUGAACAAAAGAAAAUUCUUUGGUAUUCCAAAUAGGGUAAGAAAGAUGUUGAAGUGCAUGCGUUCAGGGGAGCAAGUGAAAAUGGAUGAAAUUGAUCAUUCAUCAGACUCUCUGGCCACUAGGGACUAUUCAGCAAGUGGGUAUUCGUCUCGUCUAGGAGAAGCGGAUCCAAAGGUUGAUAAUAGCAAUAUUGAAGAGGCUGAGUCUUCUCUUCGUGAAAGUGGUUAUCUAAACUAUGAGGAAGCAAGAGCUCUACUAGGAAGACUUGAGUAUCAAAAGGGUAACAUAGAAGUUGCACUUCAUGUAUUUGAAGGAAUAGACAUUGCUGCAGUGACUCCUAGGAUGAAAGUAUCCAUUUCUAGAAGAUGUGAACAAAAUAGACGCCGUUCACAGAGUGAUUAUAUCCCACCUAUGUCCAUGCACGCUGUUAGUCUGCUCCUUGAAGCUGUUCUUCUCAAAGCAAAAUCAUUGCAAGGCUUUGGACGAUAUGAAGAAGCUGCUCAAACGUGCAAAGUUAUUUUGGACACUGUAGAAUUUGCUCUGCCAGAUGGCUUGCCUGAAAACUUCACUUCAGAUUGUAAAUUACAAGAUACUCUAUCUAGGGCUGUUGAAUCACUACUAGAGUUUUGGAGUUCAGCCAUCAGAAUAUUUUUCCAAUCAGGACAUUUUUGGUCAACAGCCUGUGCAAUUUUCUCACACACAUCUCUUCUCCACUGCAAUUUUCUUUUAGUCAGCAACCCACCAUCACCCUCAUCAUUCUCCAUCUCAGUCACGGCAGCCGCACCACUCCCAGCCACCCCCAAGCCCUUGCUCUCCGCCUCUGUUAUGUUGCACUUGCACUCACCCACCACCAACACCACCACCAACAGUCCCUCCUCCUCUUUCUCUCCCCCUAUGUAACGAUCUGAGCCCAAGAGUAUUCUUGGAUCUGUGGGGUUAUUUCCAUCGAAGAAGACAAAAAUUCAGAUACUUAAAGAUGUCAGUGGAUUAUGCAUCGACUCUGUUUUUGUGAUCCAUCGACUCUGUAUUACUUUCUUCAUUUUAAGUGUUUGGACUAUAUGAAUUUUUGAACAUGUAAUUUAUGUAUUAAUCCUCAUUUUUCCACUUUUCAUACAUAUGAUUAUGCACGUCAUUUUGUUAGUGCUUGUACUCGCAUUCUUGGAUUGGAGGGUACUCCCGAGGGAGUUGAGGAUCAAGGGAGGCUUACUCGAGUGGCUGCAGUAAGUUGAAAUUACAUGCCCGUUUAAUGAUAAAUCACUUUUAUUUAUAUCUUAGCUUAAAAUAUUUUACUCUAAUUUAGUGCCUUCAUUGUUUGUAGGCUAAAUCACUUUUAUUUAUCUUAGUUUACAUUGAAAUGAUUGACUAGAUAUUCAUAUCUUUUUAUCUCUGUGGAUUAAUAUUUAAAAUAAAACUAUCAAGUGAAUGCCUAUGUGUUUGUUUGCUUCUUUUACUCGAAAUUAAUUUUUGGGGUGUAGUGCAAAUUCAUGACUUUUGUGUUUGAUAGAGAAACAAAUAAAUUUCUCUCUGGAAGAUUAUCUACUAUACUCAUGUCUUAUAAAUAUUUGAGUGGCAAUUGACUGUGUUAGUGUGGUAGAGUUAGACAUUUUAUAUCAGUAAGUUUAUGAGCUUCAACUUUAGGGAGGGAGGGUUCCAAUUCUCUUGAACACUUGGAAACAUUGUUUACUGAUAUAUAUUAGUAAGUAAAAUAAUAGUCUACCAUAUUUCUCUCUCUUUAAAAAAAAUAAAAACAAAAUUAUAAAAGGGAACUGGGGUGAAUGAAUCUACAUCUUUAGAUCGUGGAAGCACUCUUGUAACUCUACUUUUGAUCUCAAUGAGAACCUAAUAGAAAAAUUCUUUCAUAAAAAAAUUGAUAUUUUAUGUUUCUAGUGUGUGUGGCACACUUUAUCUCAAUAUUCUGGAAGGUUGUAAAAAAGGGAAUUACCUUUUCUUAUGUAUAAUUUUAUUAAUUAAGCCUUGCAUUCUAAAUCCACUCCUAGCUUUAUGGCAUCCCCUUUUUUCAUAUUAUUUGUUUGUUUUUUUUCACAAACUCGGUUGUUCAGUGCCUUUUCUUCUUUUAACUUUUUGUUAUUUUCAUUUUAAGAUAUAUUGCGUGGCUUCUGAAUUUACAGACACACCUUGGCACUACUACUACUACAGCUUUUCUCUCUCUUUCUCUUGUACUUUGCUUAAAGAAGAUUAGCUUUGUUGAAGGAAGGACCUUUUCCUUUUCUGAUCUUUUAUUUCAGAUCAGAUUUUUUGUUGGUCAAUGCUCAAAAGGAGGAGACAAUAUUGAUCAUCAAUAUAAGCUCUUCUUUGAAACCAUUGAAUCUAAAUCUACAAGAUCAUUUGUGGUAAUAAUCUCAUUAUGUUCUUUUUCUUAGUAAAUUCUUUUCUCUAUUUUUUUUCUUGUCAAAUUCUAUAAAUGAAUUAUAGACUUGUACCGAAUUUGAUUUUAAUCACAAUUAUGCUUAAUCUAUUUGAUCAAAUGCUUACAUGAAAAUUAUGAGUAAGUCUUUUUUUUUUUUUUUUUUUUUUUAAUAUUUUUGAAAUAAAUUAGAGAGUGAUCUGAAUUUUUAAGAAAACCACAGAAAUGUGAUAUUUGGAAGGUCUCUGAGUUGCGUCAAAAUUUUUUGGGGUUUGUUUAGAUCUUAGGACAUGGGUUUUUUAUUUUAUUUUCAUGGAGCUCGGUUGUUUAACAAUGGAGGUUGGGCCCAGUCCAAGGACCUUGUACUUCUAAUUUUCAUGGAGCUUUGUUGUUUUUAUAUAUGGAAUUGGGGUUUACUUGGUAUAGUCCAAGGAUUUAGAAAAGUUGCCUGAGGCUGAUAGUUUGGACAAUCACAUUUCAUUUCAGGUAAACACACCCAAUUUUUGUUAUAGAAUUUUGAGCUUUUCUCUUUCUUUUCUUUUCUGGGUCUAUUAUGUGUUAAAAUGUCAUGUAAUAUUUUUUUUCAGUACGAGGAUAUGAAUGCAAUGCAGAGAAAAAUUAAAAGGAGCAUGUAAAAAAUAGUAUUGACUUAGAUGACAUGAAGUGCAUGAAAAAACGUAAAGUGCAUGAAAAAACAAUAAAAGAUGACAUGAAUGGAACUAUCAUAGACUAAACCAACUCCUCUUUAUUGACCCAGAUGUUGUGUGAGACUUGUGAAAGUUUUAGUACCUAUGUGUUCCCUAGAUGAUGGCAUAUAUUUCAUUAUUUUCAUAGUUUUAUCAUGCUCUCUAGACUAAUUCAGCUUGUGUUUUCAAACUCAAGUAGCAUGUAUCCACAACAUGUAUACAAAUAAACAUAUAUUUAUAUACUCUGGCAAGCAAACAAGUAUGUUAACAUUCUCAUAUUUUAAUAAUAAAUUUGUAGAGGUGCAUUCAAAUUAAAAAUCACAUAUACAUUAUUUAUCAUAUAUUUACUCUAUUUCUAAUAUUGAAUCUACUAAUUUUUUAUGCAUUGACAAUAUUAUGUUUUUUUGUUUCUCUUACAGAUUAUGGGACUAGUAAUGAUAUGAAAAAGGUUCUCGUUCACAUAAUUAAAUAGUUGGAGAUAUUGUGUCAAUGAUCUUUUCUCAUACACUUAUUAUGGCAUUUAUUGUCAAUUGUUCAGGUUCCCUCUCCUCUUACAAAACAUUUUCUCUGGUGGAACUUUUGCUUUUUCCUGGUACAUAGUCAACUAAGCUAUUUCUUUAUGUCUUGACAAAACCAAUGAAGAGAAACUCAGUGACAGCAAUGGCUUAGUUUUUUGAUACAAAGCCGAGAUGAGUCACCUUAUUAAGUCAAUAAACCAUGGAUCAAGUUUGAAUGUUGAAGUUGAUUCACUAUAACAUAUCUGUUGUGUAUGUCUCGCAAUGUGGUUAUCUAGGCUAUCAAAAAGUGGUUAAAACAGCUAGUGACCAUAACUGUUUUAAUAAGAUUCCUCAAGUUCACUUACUUUGGUUCAGCUGCAGAAUCAAAAACUCACUAGCCAGGUCCAUGAAAUUGUUGGACGAAUUAACGACAGAUUUGGAACAUUGAUAGCUGUUCCAAUAAAUCACUUGGAUCGCUCUCUUGAUUUCCAUGCUUUAUGUGCUCUAUAUGUUGUCACAGAUGUGACAAGCGAAAUAGAAAAGGAUACUUAAUUUUGAAGGCUUUGUGUUGGGCAGCUGUAGAAUAUUUUGUGUUGAAAGUAGUAGAAUAUGUUGAAUAUUUAAGACUACUUGAAUACUUAAAGAACAUUUUUUCGUUGAUGACAGUGUUGAAUGUUUUAAACUAAUUUGUGGAUUGUUAAUACAAUGUUGAAUGUUUUAAACUAA
This is a messenger RNA of Humulus lupulus (European hop), 4769 nucleotides long. RefSeq names its product protein NPGR2-like. The record is from RefSeq and is a predicted model, not a curated record. The transcript is spliced from 11 exons. Bases 259 to 1395 code for a protein of 378 amino acids. Lineage: Eukaryota; Viridiplantae; Streptophyta; Magnoliopsida; Rosales; Cannabaceae.